CUGCAUCCUGUCAUUCCUGUAUUAAACGCACUGUUGUUGCGGCCUUCUCCGGAGAUAAUAAACCAAUUCCUUUUGUUAUCUUUGCCAUCCCUACUGGAUUAUCAAUCAUGAUUUCUGUAAGUUCUAUGUUGCAUUGACGGUCAAAAGUAAUCGGAUAUGUUUAUUUUGAAAGUGAUGACAUCAUGUCAUUGUGCAAGAGUACAUGUAUAGGGACUAAGUACCUGAUAAGGACACUUCACAGUCUAACGAGCUUGAUCAAUGCUCAUUUGUGAUUUUUCAUACCAAAGGAUUCCUGAGAGAACAGGAUAGAACCGCGAUCAGACAGAGGUUGAGUGAAGUGUCUCUUUCUUAGGGUGAUUCUACAGAACAAAGAGAGCUGUGAUAACUCCUCAUUGGUCACACCUAAAAGAGCGGAAGGAGGGCUAUAAUCAAACUGAUGGUUACUGAUUCGAGGAAGGAUGCGACUCAAUCCCAUUAUGACCACGUGAAUAUUUGGUGUCGGUCAGAAUAGUCUACAUGUACACCCCUACCGCCGUCAUCGUGACAGGAAAAAGCCCAUUGGGAGUGAGGCAUUAGAGCAAUUAUCAGCGGGGAAGUUUGGCCGUGUUUGUCAAACGCUGGAUUGUCUAAUACAGCAGAAAGCCCAUUGAUGGCUUAAUAGGCUGUCAAAACAGUGGUGAAUCUUUUGUGGGACUACUCAUUUAGUCAGCUGGAAAUCAAAAGGAUACAUCACAAGAAAAAGCAGCCUCUGUUCAGAUCCGUUGAGUAAACUAUAGAGAAAGCUACGGGACGAGGAAAAUGAAUUGUUUGGCUAAUCUGUGAGGAGAAUAGGUGGAAGGAAUCACUGGAUUGUGAAUGAUGCUAUCGUAAAAUACCACUGCCAAAUUGUUUCCAGUCCCAGAUCUGCAGCGACACUGCAUAUUGGCUUCGAAUCGAGAGGGGAUCAAAAACAGAGGAACAAUUAGUUGAGAAAUUAGGAGUCCCUAUGGAAAUAUAUGCAAGUUGAACAGUGUUUCGGAGAGAGACGCCAAAUUGACGCCCAAAAUAGGAGAUUUAGAUUUAGUCCCCCAAAACUCAAGAAAUUGACAAUAUUCCAAUGUGAUAACAGAUGGAUAUAGAAGCAGAAAAGUUUCAAGGAGAGCAUUCAUAAUAAACAGGGACUAAUAUAGAAUUUUAAAGCAGAUAUUUUGAAAACGGUGAUUAGCGUCGUCUUGCAACAGGAGGUAAUUACAAUGGUUACCAUGGCAGCCGCUGCUCAUUACAAGCUCUUCCUUGUCUCAGUCUUUUCCCUGAUUUGGACGCCAUGGCCUCAUUUAGUUGCAGAUGCCCAGUUUACCACGGCAUUUACGCCUGACAAUUUAUCCGCGAAGGAAGGAGAAACAGUAACAUUAGUGUGCACAUAUCAGCCAGAGACCGAAAAGAUAGACUUUGCCUCCCUCUCUUGGCAAAUGGGAGAUACUGUGUUAGCGUCCGUCAGUUGCCCCAACGCUUGUAGCAGAACAAACACAAAUACGGACCGGUAUUCGCUGGACGUUGACUUUCAAUCAAGUGGUAAUUUGACCAUCACCGGUGUUUCAUUGACCGAUGAUAAUGUUUAUCAGUGUAAAGUCUCCACUAUCUAUAGAGCUGCUGAGAGCACUUCCCAACUCGUAGUAAAUGUUCCACCUGUAAGCCUGAAACUCUCGGACACUAUGACACCGGGAGGCCACGAGCAGGGCGACAUCGUCCCCAUCCUAUCAGGCGAGUCUUACACCGUCACCUGUGCAACCCAACCUGGCGCCAACCCACCUGCGGACCUGGAGUGGACUUCGACCACCGCCCAGAUCAACCAGGAGGACAAAGAUGACCAGCAAGUGACCGGUAGUAAGCUGACCGUGUCCAGCAAGGAGGUGACUUUCACGCCGUCUAUGGCUGACCAUCUUACGACGGUCACUUGCGAAGCCACACAUCCAGCUCUGGAAUCAUCCCUUACCAAGUUUAUUCAGCUUGAUGUACAAGUUCCUCCAAGGAAUGUGAACAUCGCUUUACAAUCUGCCAUCGUCUCUGACGGUGGGACUCUGACGCUACAGGAAGGAACCCCAAGCACCAUCACCUGCGAAAGCCUCGGAACAAGACCAGCCUCUGCAAUCACAUGGUACCUCGAUGGCGUCCAAGUAUCGUCUGGGGUCGGCAGACCGGUAUUUUCCCCCAAUAUGAAUGACGGUCGUUUACAGGAUGCGUCCAGCAGCAUCAUCAUCCAACCUACCAGGGCGCAGCACGAGCAGGUUCUACGUUGCCAGGCAACCACGUUUGGCAUCAGCCAUGAUACCAGUGUCCGACUGUCUGUUGAUGGUCCACCUGACCCGCCCGUAAUCGCUGGUAUUCCUGACAACAUCAACGAAAACCAGCAGACCACCGUCUCCUGUCAGGCUGACAAUGGCCACCCUUCCCCCUCGUUCCAAUGGUUCAUCGGCAGCCGGAACCUGAGCGCCUCUGCUUCGCUGCAGGUGUCUGCCGACGCCAAGAACCGUAUCGACGCCACGAGCCAGCUGCGGUACCUGCCCAUGAGAGAGGAUAACGGUCUAGCGCUGGAGUGCAAUGUCAUCCACGAUCAGCUCUCGCAACCCAUGAGAGUGAUGAGCGAUACCCUGGUAGUCAAUUAUUGCCCAACAACAGUGGAUGUGACGAUCUGCCCUGAGGUCGAAGCGGGGUCAUCUGAGGUCAUGGUGUGCCGAUCGGGGGCCAGCAAUCCAGCGUCAAAUCUUGUAUGGAUUAAAGGUGUCACUAGCGUCACGGAGCCAAAUGCCUUACAGACUCACUUCGAAGAGAGCACCGAACCCCUUGGAAGACGGGCGACGCUGAGUUACAUGAGAAACUUCACCAAAGAAGACUAUAAACAGAGCUUUAAAUGCUGCACUACUCUCAGCCCAUCCUGUGACUCUACCGUGUGCUCUGAACCUUGCGUCCCAGAUGUCAAAUAUGCACCAGAAAUGCCCACCAUCUCUAGGAACAUGCCCGGCCGCCAAGUCACAGAGGGCACUGUCGACCUGGAAUUCACCUGCCGAGCUGACGGCAACCCCAGACCCGCCCUGACCUGGGUGAAGGCCAAAAACGAAGGGUUAAUGCUUGAUCAGCUGACCAAGGAGGAUGGCUCCCAGCUGCUGCAAUUUAGGGAGGUCCGAAGGCAUCAUGGAGGGGUAUACAAGUGCAUUGCUAACAAUAACAUUUCGCCAAGGAGCAGCACAGAUGACCAACUCAUCGUGUAUUUUCCGCCUACGAUUCAAAAUAAGGCCAACAACCGGACGACGGCCAACGAGGGCAAGAACGCCUCUCUCUCCUGCAUCGUUGAGGGCAACCCCAGCCCAGACGUCAACUGGACACGGCUCGGCAACCACUCGCUUUCGAACAGGACUGUGAUUGUAAAUACAGAGGUCAACAGUGAUUAUGAGAGCGUGGUGACGAGUACGCUGAACAUCUUGAACGUACAGCCGGACAUUGAUCAUGGGAACUACAAGUGCACGGCGAUAAGCACUGCAGGAAGAGACGAUGCUGUCAUUAUCCUUAGCGGAACAUCAAAACCAGAGCCUCCUACAUCAUUACGGAUUGAUGCGAGCCAGAUCAAAGCCCAUUCAUUCAUGAUUUAUUGGCAAUUUGGCUAUAAUGGUGGAGUGGAACAAUCAUACGUCAUAACCUACUGUCUGAAUGACACCCAACUGGACUGCAAGAAAAUAUUUGGUAUCAAGGAGCCUGAAUAUUUAUUAGAAGACCUUGAGGCUUUUGGCUGGUACUCUAUCUCAGUCUAUGCAGAGAACAGUAACGGUAGAAGCUCCGAGACCAGCGAAAUCCUUGUAUCUACUUCGCCUUUACCUCCUAGUGACUAUGGUAUCAUUGUGACCAACGAAAAUGGACUCAUCACUUUGAUCUCCAACCCUGCGACCGACUUCCCUGGCGAAAUCCGCUUCAAGAUCGAGACCGAGGCAGAGGGGUACUGCAAUCCACGGAGUAGUGCCUACCCUGCCGAUGGAGCCCCCGUACAAAAGCCUAGUGAUCAGACUGUCAUGGUGUCGAGCUUUGGAAGAGGAAUGUGCAGCGUGCGGGAGACAGUUGAUAUGGCAAGUUUAAAUCAGGGUGGCAGAGGAGCACCAUCGACUGUAACAUUUGCAAUCAUUGGAGCGAUUGUAUUUAUAGCCUUACUACUAGUCGUCAUUGUAUUUGUUAGGAGAAAUCAUGACAGAAAAAAUAAAUCAACAAAGCUUCAACAAUCAUCAGUAAGAUCGGGGCCUGAGGGUCAGCCUACAAACGGCCAGGCUAGGUCGUUCCUUAGUGGUGGGUAUUAUGCAUAUAAUCCAGUAUAUGAUGAUGUAGCGAAGGAGGACUUUAGAAAAUCACAACAUGAAGGAAGAAUGGUAAACGAUGAUGGUUUAAUCUACGCUGAGGUUGCACACGUCAACAGGCAUCCCGAAGGCCAACCACCAAUCAGAACGGAGGAACCCACCAUAUACGCAUCCCUCGACUUUGACAGGAUGAACGAUAACAAGAUCCAAAUCGAUAAGCAGGCCAUUGUUGACUCAAACAGGACAGCGGAGGAGUGCCCGGAGAAAGAAGCGCUCAUUUACGAGAACGUCACACCACAAGGAAUGCCAGUUUCACAGUGACGUUUGCGGAAUGACAAUGACCAUUGAAUUAAUCUAUUGGCUACAGGGAACAGAUAAUCACCAUGUCAAGCAGAACAAUAACAAAAUUGCUGACUCUAUCGGGACAGCCGAGGCCUGCCUGGACAAAGAAACGCUCAUUUACGAGAACGUCACACCACAAGGAAUGGACGUUUGCGGAAUGACAAUGUCCAUUGUAUAAAUCUAUUGGCUACAGGAACGGAUUAGACGACUUCUGGAUAGCUUAUAAAGAUAAAGGGUGCAAGGUUCCCUGUCGUGCUUCAAGUAACUAGAGAUGGCAACUAUUUAAACUAGUAUGUGAUACUAACAAGAUUGCUACAUGUGUCUUUGAUAGUCUCACUGUGGCUCUGGCAAAGCAGAUGAUGUCACCAUCAAACUUUUCUAUGAUACGAAAGAGAAUGCUUCCUUUUAGAUAUCGUUGUUCAUUCCAUCUUGACGUUUACAAAACAGAUGACGAUCACCAUCCACGCUAUCUGGUGAUAGCUUCAGUAUGGAGAUCUAUUUGUUGUUAUCGCCAUGACUUAUGCAAAAGAGACAACAAAACAUAAUAUUUACCAUCAAAAUGUUCAUUGAUGUCGAUAAGCUUCUUCCCUGCAAAAACAUUUAUUCUUCCAUGCGUAGUUAAAACGAUACUGAACUGAUGAACUUUCUGCCCUAGCGUACUGUGUAUUUCACAGCGCCGUCACAUGAUCAACUUGCCAACAGUGCGUAACCCAAUACCUAAUUUGCACUUCAGAGAAGCUACGGAAGCAGUAAGUUACGAGACCAUACUGCUACAGCUGACCUGAGAUGGCCUUAGAGGGGAUUUUGUGGUAGUGCUUCUAGGACAAUAGGGCUUUAAGGGCAAGACAGUGAUAAAUAUGGAUGAUAUAGACAAAGAUAUCAAUGGAAUAUGCCUGUGGGAGCAGGGCCCUGUUUCACAAACUUGUCAUGAAUAACUAAUACUGGAAUUCUAUGACAACUUGCUCUCAACCAAUCAAAAUGAAACAAUCACAUCAGCUGACAGCACUUAUUGCAAUUUGUUUAAUAACAAUUUUUGUGAAACAGGGCCCUCAGGUGACCAUGAAAUGAGUUUAAUCUGGUGAGGAAAAUAUGUUCGGGUAUUACAAAGCCAUGAAGUUUUAUGUUUGUAUCUGUUAAUGUUUGUAUGUAAGUAACUAUGUUUGUUAUGGUUGUAUAUUUGCCUUGUAUUGUGGAAACUAGAAGGAGUCAAGAUUGGAUGUGUGUGAGAGAGAUGGAAGAUCGUAGGCGGAAAAAAAGAUGGUCGAAUAUGAGCUAACAAGAUUAUAUGCAUAGUUAUAAAUAGCUAAUAUAUUAUGACAGCAUUACGCAAUUUCCUUUUCUUUUGUCCUUUUUUUAAAAAUGAAACGUGCAGACUGUGUUUCUUAUUUACAAUGCCAUUGUUAUUGAAAAGUCAAUGAUUUCCUCAUUAUUUCCAAAUUAAAGUGUAGGAUAGAAUAUAUUUUAUAACAAGCCAGUGUAUUUAUGCCAUAGUGCAAACGACAUUAAAAUAUAAGCAAAGAUAGAGUCCGUUUUAGAUGAUUUCCAAUAUGCAUACAUGUUAUCAGGGAGAUGAUGUCAAUUCCCUGAUGUUAUCUUGGAAACUGUAGUGUCAGUUAUCGUAGUUUGCAAGUUUGUAGUUUGUGUAGAAGCUAUUUCGCAGUUCAAGUAGGAUCUACCAAAAAUGUAUUGAUUUUUCGUAAGCAGAUUAUUCUGAUAAUUUUUAUAUUUUUGUAGCUCGAAGAUUUGCUGCUUGCUUAACAAAUUUGUCUUCCAAUUUGUGAUCAAAUUGUUCAUUGCCUUGCUUUAAAAAAAAAAAAGUACGACCUUGAAGAUUGGGAUUUUGUGAAAAUGUAACUAUUAGGGAUUCCUGCUUCACAAAAAACUCUUUCACAUAGACUUGUAACCAUUAAGUUAAAGUGGUAAUUAAUAGGUCCCCCAAAUCUUUAUAUUAGCUGGCUUCUAGAGUAAUCUCAUUGUUGCCAUAACUUGCCUUUUGUAAACAAAAAUUAUGUCAAUGUACUUACAUUAAAGAGUAGCUUACAGUCAACAGUAAUGGUGUGAAAAUUGUUCAGACCUAAAAAAAAAGGUUCUUGUUGCUAUUGUAGUGUAAACAAUUAAUGGUUUGGGUUAAAAACCUCCAAAGAAGUAUUGUCUGUAGAUGUGGGGAAUUAUUUCAUACAGUCUGUUUUCCUGUAGAUGAUGUGAAAUAUGCUGAUUAAAACCUUAACAAAACUGGAUGUUUGAAAUACCUACCGUGUAUGUGCUGAAAAACUAAAUUUGCCAAAAUGGUUGGUCCUUUUUGGACUAUGAAAUAUAUUUGCAUAGGUUUUGAUAUGUCACUCGUAAAUGUAGAUGUAUAUGAAGAUCAUCAGUUGAGAGCCAGGAGGGUGUUGCUUUUGUGUUAAAGGCUGAUAGUAGUGGGUUUUUAUGGGAAAUUUGACACCACUUGGGUGUUUACUCAACAAUGGGCUUCGUCAAUCAUCGAGAGUGGACUUUACAACCGACGAGUCUAAUGUAAUGCUUUGUGCCCUAGUCUACCGCUGGAUGAAAUUCCCAUCAUGACAUCAUAUUUCCCUCACCCUCCAGAUCUGAAGGCGAGUUGAUGAAUUUUCUGGUGGGACCACGGGUUCGCUGCUUCAUUUGCCCACACACACAUUAAUCAAUAAUUCAACCAAAUCUGAUGUCAGCGAAUUAUGAUGCAAUACACAUAGACACCUACUACUAUAUGUUAAGCCCUUCUGGCUCCCAGCAGAAAAUAUCAGUAUGCUGAAACACUAAAUGCUUUGUAGGGUUGUCUUUUGGAAGAAGAAUGUGGAAAUUAUUGUCUGAAGUAUUGUUUGAAGCUUUAGAUGAACUCAAUUAACAUCUGCUCUAUUCACAACUCAACAUGCUAAAAAACGCAUAUUUUUUUUUUGAAAAGCACAGUGAAAAUGAAUGUUGUUAUUUUCAGGCAGAGGUUAGAUAUGGAAAUCUUUGUCUGAAAUUUGAGAUGAACUAAUUGAAUAACGACUGCUAUAUGCACAACUCACAUGCUGAAAAAUGCAUCAUUUAUUUUUAGCAACACAAUAAUUUUUUUUUUCAGUGAGAGGCUAAGAAUGAACCCAGUGCAUUAUUGUAUAUAGGUGUAGUUUUACCCCAAGCCCCUUUUAUAAACCAAAGAGGUCAAAAUUGUGAAAUUACACAAAUGUGUCUUUUUGUACAUUAAAUACAUAUGUGUGCACAAUUUUUCGUAGUACAAUUAUCAUUCUAAACAUUCUUGCCAAAUAACAGCAUGUCGUGAAGUGGGCUUAGAAUAAAGUCAGAUAUUUAUUUAUACCAUUUUUGACAAUAUUGUGAACAUAACUCUAUUCCAUUACAAUACAUAUGGUAGUAUCACAACCAUGUAGAAUGUGUUCUUGUUCAAACCUUUGCAAAUGAAAAUACCAAUGAUAGUGAUAAUAAUAUGCUGGGGUUCUAUAGCGUUCGAUACAAUGACAAUGUCUGUGGGCGCUUGACAGAUAUAGAUGUAUUACUAACCCCCAUUAUGGGAUUCAGGCUUGCACACACACAAUUUACUAUGCACAUUCUCCAUUCCCUGGGGAGCAUUCCAGCCAGGCAUUUCUGACCUGUUGACCCUACAACAGUACCUCUUGCCAUUCAUAUAUACACACGUUAAAAUGUGCUGCGUCUGUGUUUGAGGCAUUCAUCAUACGGAACCUGUCUGAACCUGGCCAUACAGGUUCAUAAUGUACAUGUAGUUUAUUUACACCUUUUUUGAAGUAAUUGAUGGUAUUUGAAUCAUGCUUUGUGGCAUACAAUAAUGUCAAUGCUAUAUAAUUGAAAAAAGAAGUAGAAAAAAAUGUUUCCGGUGUCAUUUUCUUGGAACACAAUACUUUUAAGCAUGUAUACAACGCCUACAUGUAUAUGGUUUAUGCCUAAAAAUGUAAUAUAUUGUGAUCUAGAUGUGGGUAUUAAAGUAUGUAUGCACUGGAUAUCAAAGGUUCUUAUUAGACCAUUGAUAGGUAAUCGUAUGUGUUAAUCAUGAAAUGAAUCCAAUUCGUCUUAUGAGAGCUACAUGUACUUUGAAGCAUAAUGUUUUUCGAGAUCUAUGUGCUAGGACCUGAGUUUGAGCGUUCCAAUGAAUUCUUUUUGCUGGCAAAAGGACACAAGUUACUGCCUGUAGGAAAUAGAAAAUUCACACCAGUAUAGCAUUUACACAUGCAGAAGGGCAUGAUGGGGUCACAUCAAAUGUAAGACCAACAACCUUGUGCUUCUGAACAUUCUCAGCAUUUUGAAAAGAGAGACCAAAUACUUGUAUGCAUUCAUUUGUUUCAAAACUGACAUUCCAAAUGAUUGAAGGAACUAUUUGAUCCGAGAUAAUUGGCAUGUAUGCGGUUGACUUGUGCAUAUGUUUUUAUUUAAGGUUAUGGAAAUUAAGGUUUGAAAAAAAAAGAAAGCAAAUGGCAUUAUUUAAAUGUUUCCAACUCGACUAAAUAACUCAUGCCUACAUUAUAAUGGGUAUUUCCUGUCUGAAUACAAUGAGAGAAGGAGAGGAUUAUCGUCUGUUAAAAUUGUCUUUGUACUCUGAAAUGUUUGCACAUGCGGCACAUAUCAAGCUUAUAUAGUUAUGCACAUUUCUCUGUAAAGAUUUUGCGUUCUUCUUCCUUUAUGCAAGGUAUACAUAGUCCAUCUUUGUAGCAGAUGAUUUUCUAUUUUAUUGUAGGUAUUAAAGAUAACAUUGCAAUCAUUCCACAUAAACGAUGUGUAUUUAAAUAUUUGAAAAUAAAACUACAAAGAGAACUUUGUAUAA
Molecule: messenger RNA, 9444 nt
Organism: Strongylocentrotus purpuratus (purple sea urchin)
Lineage: Eukaryota; Metazoa; Echinodermata; Echinoidea; Camarodonta; Strongylocentrotidae
Product: roundabout homolog 1
Exons: 20
Coding region: 1233-4634 (1133 amino acids)
Biological process (GO): cell-cell adhesion
Cellular component (GO): cell-cell junction
Molecular function (GO): cell adhesion molecule binding
Source: RefSeq, a predicted model, not a curated record